Molecule: messenger RNA, 4200 nt
Organism: Hippoglossus stenolepis (Pacific halibut)
Lineage: Eukaryota; Metazoa; Chordata; Actinopteri; Pleuronectiformes; Pleuronectidae
Gene: nrg1
Product: neuregulin 1
Exons: 8
Coding region: 555-2378 (607 amino acids)
Biological process (GO): activation of transmembrane receptor protein tyrosine kinase activity; intracellular signal transduction; cell differentiation
Molecular function (GO): protein tyrosine kinase activator activity; chemorepellent activity
Source: RefSeq, a predicted model, not a curated record
GAGGGGUGAGAGAAGGGGAGUGUCCCGUCUCCUCUGCUGCAGCCCCCUCCCUCCGCCUGCUGCUCCCUCUCAUUCUCUUUCUCUCUCUUUCCCCUUACUCAUCUGUUUCUGUGGCAGAGGAAGGGCACCUGCCGCUCCCUGAUGAUUCAGCCUUUCAGCUGCUGGGAUCUCACAGACCAGACAGCAUGUCCGUCCCGCCACUGCAGCGUCCGUCCCGUCCUCUGCAGCGUCCGUCCCGUCCUCUGCCCUCCAGCUGCUGCAGCUGCAGCCGGCCCAUCACUACGCCUCUUCUGCCCAAGUGCUCAGCAAAUCUGAUGAAUCUAUAGAGAGACCGAUGAUUGUGUUUGUGGUGAAAGAGCAUGAGUAAGGAGCUCGUGUGCAGAAGGUUCUGCUCAAACCUCCCAGACUGUUAACAAGGUUCACCUCCGUCUGAAGACUCUGCAGCAUCACGAUGGAAAACGUGCCGGUGGUGCCCGGUGGCGGAGAGCCACCGUGUGACGCCCUGAGUUAAUAGUUGAGGUGUUCGGAGACUCUUCAUCCGGUGGUUGGACAGGAUGACUGAGGGAAUGGACGACCUCUCUGCAGGGCCGGCUCCCCCUCCUGGAUCUGCCUCCCCCACCGGCUCCACUGUUGAUUCUGGACAAGUCCCCAAGGAGAAACCUGAGGAGACGGAGGCAGCUGGUGAGAGCGGGGAGGAGGGCGCUGAGGGAGCUGCAGAGGGAGGCGGUGAUGGUGAUGGGGAGCAUCUGGGGGCUUUGGGAAUUGUGGCCUUGCCAGGGACCUGCUGUGUGUGCAUAGAGAUGGAACAGAUUAACAGUUGCCUGCACUCUGAGAAAAUCUGCAUCCUGCCCAUCCUGGCCUGUCUGCUCAGCUUAGCCCUCUGCACCGCUGGCCUCAAAUGGGUCUUUGUGGAUAAGAUCUUCGAGUACGAGCCGCCCACACACUUAGACCCUAAACGCAUCGGACAGGACCCAUUUAUCAUAUCAGUCGACCCCACGCUGGGACUAACUGUGUCGAUCCCUCAUUCAUCGCUGUCUCCCGUGUCCCUAACCACCGCCGUCCCCGUGACACCAGGACAUCCGGAGGUUUUAGUGGAGGAGCUGUCCACACGAGGGCCGUACGCGCCUCAGACUCCAGCUGUGACUCAGUCUGAUCCCUCUGUGACGCUGAAGUACAACGCUGAACGUACCCCCGUCCCAAAGCAGACCCCCCAGUCCACACAGGAAUUCAACGACAUUAUCGUCCCAACAAUCCCCACCAGCACCACCACUACAACCAAGACCUCCAGUCAUGUGACGCGCUGCAGCGACAGCCAGAGGAACUACUGCGUGAACGGAGGAGAGUGCUUCACCCUGGAAAUCACGCCCGGCAGCACAAAGUUUCUCUGCAGGUGCUUGGCGGGAUUCACUGGGCACCGAUGUGAACGAGCUGUGCUUAAGACGGUCUCAGACCCAAAACAAGCUGAGGAGCUGUAUCAGAAACGUAUUUUAACAAUAUCAGGAAUCUGCAUUGCACUCCUAGUCGUUGGAAUCAUGUGUGUGGUUGCCUACUGCAAAACAAAGAAGCAGAGGAAGAAGCUCCACGACCGUCUGAGGCAGACUCUGAGGAAUCAGAGGAACCACAACACCAACGCUGGAAUUGGUCCCAACUCUGCCACCUCAGCCCGAGCACGUCGGAUUUCUAACUUGCCUCUUCAAGAUUUGCAGCUCACCAAUAAAUGUAAUGGGACGACUCCGCAGCAUUCAGCCGAGAGGACGUCCGAGACGACCUUCUCCCCGAGCAAAUACGAAGCCACAACUCUCACCCACAUCUCCAGCCAGAGGUUUGUGUCUCUGGUGACCUCUCCUGUGACCCCGGGGUCUCCUCUGUCAGAGAUGUCGGCCCCCCUGUCCAGCCUGGCCAUCUCCAACCCCUCCGUGGCCCUGAGCCCCUCUGGUGAGGAGGAGCGCCCCCUGCUGUUGUCACGUCAGCCACACAAGAGCCGGGACGAGCAGAAGAGGACGUCUGCUCACUACAACCACGGUCACAUGGCUCACAGUUUACCGCCCAGCCCGCUGUUCCACCUGGAGGACGUUCAGUAUGACACCACAGAGCAGACGCCCUCAGCCUCGCCUGAGGUCCUCCACACAAACAACAACGUCAGUGACUGCAGCAGCAAAACAGGAGGAGUCAUUAAUGGUCACGUGCUGCGUGACGUGGAGUCCAGGGGUGACCGCAUGUUAGCUGAGGAGCCUCAGGGGGAACACGCGCCCUUCCUCACCACAGAGAGAGCUACGGCCCUGCUGCUCAGAGCUGCCGGCAGCAGCAGGACUAACUCUGCAUCGUGUCACGACCACGAGCCGCUCGAGUCGAACCGACCUGAUCCAGUCGCUGUGUGAAGAUCAAUGCUGCAAAUCUUUGGUGUGGAGGAAAAGAAGAAACUGUUACGAUUAAACCUUUAUUUUCUAUAAAUUAUUUGCUGUGUAAAGACUUUUAAAGAUAAACGAGAAAUGAAACUUUUAUUUUAGAGAAGUAGCGAAUAAAGAGUUUUAUAAAUAAAAUGUACAAAGGUGUUGAUGUCUUGUAGGUAAAGUGCCAUACACGAGUAUGAAGCGACGGUAUUUCAGUGCAGAAAAAUAUCAACGGUGCCUUUCUGUUUGAAACGCUUUAGAAACUGCAUCAGUGCAAACUGGGCCAUAUAUUCACCGUCGUAAUCUUCCAGUUAACAUGUAAAAAUGAAGAUGAGAAACUCGCUGGCUGCCUUUAACGUCCUGCAGGUCAAAGUGCACUGAUUUGAAUCUUAUGCUUUCGAGGUGCAUGCUACUGUUGGUUGUGCCGGCGUGAUGAGCGUGUAGGUGGCGUCCUCUGCAGCCGUCGGUCACCUGAUGACAUUUCACUGAAACUCUGGACUUCAACGCCUGGACUCAUGUCGAUGAAUAAAUGAUGAAUGAGAGGAUGUUUGUAUUCAUCACUGGACUUUUAGACAAACACAUCCCGCUGGUGGAGGAAAAGUUUGGCUCUUUAAUGUUUCCACUGAUGAGCAGAACACGAACCCAGAGAUUAUUCAUUUAAAAGAAAAAAGAUUCCUGGUUUUUCACCUUUUCCCAUAAUGCUUUAAUUCAUCACUAUCUGUGCAUUCACGAGCUCCUCAGACGGCCGCAGGUCUCCUGAAGUCCUUCUGACUCGGAAUGUGAAGAAAGGAGGUUGUUAAGUUUCAACAACUCGUCUUCACAAGCGUUGCAUGAAAACAAACAGAGCAAAAGAAUCAGACACGUGCACGUUAAUCAUGAAAACGUCUGUAUUGGAUCAGAAGUGCUGGACGUGCAGGUUGCAAGUAACAGAAGUAACAUUUGACAAGUUCUCGUUAAAAGCUACUUUUUAAAGCUGAUUGUAAAAUGAUUGUUUGUAAGUGAUGACGUGUUCUGACCUCAGGUGGCUUCAUGGGAACUCAUUGUCCUGAUUAUUCCGACAGCACUUGAACGCACCGUAAGAUGCAGCGUGAUUCUGGUGACGUCAUAAAACGUCAUAAAGAAGUCCACCAGCAUUUGUUUUUCUUCAGACAGAAACUCUCUCGUUACUCUUCACGUGUCACUGAUCACAUCUUGAAAUCAUGAAUAUUCACUGACUGGUGCAUUCUGGGGAUUAAGGAAAAGGCUUCAUAUUUACACGAUGCUUUAAUUUGUGCAGUCGUGGAUUGUGUGCAUUCGUUUCUCAUUGUGUGUGUGUAUGUUUUCACUGUCGUUAAAAUCUGCCAAAGUCUGUCACCACUUCAUGAAGCGUGAAAUAACCACGACGCUCUGUAACCAACCAUAGUUUCCUAAAGUGUAAGUAACGUAGAAUCUGCCGUGGCCACGUAGACGUGCUGCCCCAUGAACAAGAGAAGUGUUAACCGCGGCCAUACUUCUGUAUUUUACAUUAACACUCAAUUUAUUUCAUAUUUAUUUGGUAAUUCAUGCUUAUUACCAGCAUUAAUUACUGUGGCAGUAUGUGGUACAUACGUUUAUAUUUUAGAAAACAAGAUUUAAAAGUGUAAGAUACAUGUAUUUAUCUGUUCCACAUGGUCAUUAGAGCUGAGUAGAAGAUUUAAAGUGUCAUAUUUUGUCACUUGUGUGUAACAUGACCCACAAUGCUUUGCUUUUAGAUGUAGGAGUGUGUUGAAAUGAUGUAAAUACACCAUGAAAACCUUCAGCGCUGUGGUUUCUUAUUAAAUAUUCAAUCAGC